AUGCCUAAACAGGAUCUUCCACUUGCAGCACUUGUUUUAGUUGGUGGUUUUGGAACACGUCUCAGACCGCUUACUUUCACAUGUUCUAAGCCAUUAGUUGAGUUUUGCAACAAACACAUGUGCGAAUUCAUGCUUGACGCGUUAGUUGCAGCAAACUGCAAGAAGAUCAUUCUUGCUCUUUCCGAACUCCAAGAUGAUCUUAAGAGAUUCAUCGAAAGUUACCAACAAGCUCACCCAGGAAUUGAAGUUAUCCCAUCCAUCGAAAUUGAACCAUUAGGAACUGCAGGACCAAUCGCUCUUGCUAGAAAGCACUUGAAAGGACAUAGAUUCUUCAUGUUAAACUCAGAUAUUAUGUCUAUUUAUCCAUUCACAGAUUUAUUAAAGUACCACAUGAAUCACGAUGGCGAAGCUACAAUCAUGAGCAUCAAUGUUGAAGAUGGAUCACGUUACGGUGUCAUUGAUUCAGACGCAGAAGGAGUUGUCACCGGAUUCCGCGAAAAACCAACAGAAAACAACAAGAACGUUGCUAUUAAUGCUGGCCAUUACAUAUUAGAGCCAUCCGUAGUCGAUUUGAUCCCUGAAAAGUUCUGCUCAAUUGAACGCGAAAUUUUCCCAGAAAUCGCCUCAAGAAAGCAACUCCACGUCAUGAAACUUCAAGGACAUUGGAUGGAUAUCGGUACUCCACAGGCUUUCCUUGAAGCAAUUCCUUUAGCAAAAGAAACUCUCAAAAUACAGUCAUUCAUCGACGAAACAUCUACAAUCGCCGAAGGAGUACACAUUGGCGACGACGUUGUUAUUGGCCCACACGUUACAAUCGGAAAAGGCUCAAAACUCGACAGAUGCGUAAUUCUUGAGGGAACAGUGAUCGGCGAGAACACAACAAUACAGAACUCCAUCAUCGGAUGGCGCAACAAGAUCGGAAACAACGUUUCUGUUACAGAGACGACAGUUACUGGUCGAGGAUGCACAAUUAAGGAUGAAACUAAGGUUAGUAGUAUGAUAGUUUGCCCAUACAUAACUGUUGAUAAGAACAGUAAGCCUAAAUCAGUUAUGAUCUAA
Trichomonas vaginalis G3 is the source of this 1059-nucleotide messenger RNA. Its product is annotated as mannose-1-phosphate guanylyltransferase protein. Gene Ontology annotation, cellular component: cytoplasm. The coding region runs from base 1 to 1059 and encodes 352 amino acids. Gene Ontology annotation, molecular function: mannose-1-phosphate guanylyltransferase (GTP) activity; GTP binding. Gene Ontology annotation, biological process: GDP-mannose biosynthetic process; cell wall mannoprotein biosynthetic process. NCBI's taxonomy places the organism in Eukaryota, Parabasalia, Trichomonadida, Trichomonadidae. The record is from RefSeq and is a predicted model, not a curated record. The transcript has a single exon.